This is a messenger RNA of Epithele typhae, 726 nucleotides long. RefSeq lists its product as uncharacterized. Lineage: Eukaryota; Fungi; Basidiomycota; Agaricomycetes; Polyporales; Epitheliaceae. The record is from RefSeq and is a predicted model, not a curated record. The transcript has 5 exons. The coding region runs from base 1 to 726 and encodes 241 amino acids.
AUGGAUGAAUCCUGCUCGCCCGCUCCUGAAAGCGUCCACUCCACUCCCCCAACGACUAUCCCCCAUGAAGCAAUUUUUACUCAACCCGACGUCAUUUCAAUCGACAACGCCACGGUCCAUUUCCCGCCUGGAAUGAACGAAGACCCUGUCGAGGCCGAGGCCGGCCAUGUCCCUCUUGGCCCACCCACGCAGGACGUCGACGAGACGAAGACGGGGAGCGUUAGGUUCAUGAUAUGGCCCUGGGGGGGUGGCAACCCGAAGUCUACGUACAGAGACGUCGCUAUGCCCUCCGACGUCGCUCUCAAAGGCAUCCGUCUCGUGGAGGAGCGCGCGGGCACUGAGGGAAAGCUCAUGGUAUGGGGAUCCCGCGCCAACUGGAUCUUGGGGAACGUAUCAGACGCUAAGAUUUCGGUCACCAAUCAAACCCGCAGCGUGCUGGAUACCGCCAACAACGAGUUUCUGGCGGCUCCUCUUGCCGAGUUUCGCUUUUUGAAGGGCGUCGUGCCUGUCUUCGUAUGGGUCAAGGAGGAGCGACCGCGCCCCCUUGGGUACUGCCUACCGCCCCUUCACAAGAAGACUUACAAAUACGUCCUCGACUUCCUGCGCAGGGAUAAUGUCGAUCUCGGAGCGGGCUGGAUGUUCUGGAACCUGGCGCUCUUCGAGAGAAGGCUACAGCCCUUGGAUCGUCGCUCGAGUGUUCGAGGCGACGCGAUGAACGAGACUUAA